Mesorhabditis belari is the source of this 450-nucleotide messenger RNA. NCBI's taxonomy places the organism in Eukaryota, Metazoa, Nematoda, Chromadorea, Rhabditida, Rhabditidae. The record is from the annotation of a GenBank genome assembly.
AUGGUUCGAAGAGGAGGCGCUGCACCAAAUCGAGGCGGAAGCGCGCCACCAAGUCGAUCUGGAGGACCGCCAAUGGGACGAUCAACCGCGCCAACACCGUCAGCCCCUGUUCAUCACGCCCCACCAGCUCCUUCACCAAUGGCUGCAGCUCCAAGCCAGGGACCAGGUCUUUUCGCACAAAUGGCAGCAACAGCCGGUGGAGUGGCGAUCGGAUCUGCUGUUGGACACACUGUUGGUCACAUGUUGACAGGCGGCAGUAGGUCUUCCGAAACAGCUCCAGCUCAACAACAAGCUCCUCAACAAGCUCCUCAACAACCUCCUCAACAAAGUUAUCAACAGCCUUGUGAAUUCGAGUGGCGUCAAUUCAUUGAAUGCUCUCAAAAUCAAUCUGAUGUCUCUCUUUGCAAUGGAUUUAAUGAAGCUUUCAAACAAUGUAAAGCAAGAUCUGCA